Prorocentrum cordatum is the source of this 748-nucleotide messenger RNA. Lineage: Eukaryota; Dinophyceae; Prorocentrales; Prorocentraceae. The record is from the annotation of a GenBank genome assembly.
GGGGGCGUCUUCGGGCGCAGCGUUGGCUUUUCGAUGAGAGCAUGGUAGCGACAGCUGCGGCGGCUGUUGCAGAUACGGAGGCGUCCAAGGCGUGGCAGGAGGAGCUCGCGGCCGAGCUCGCCAAGGCGGGCGGGCGGACUUUCAGCAAGAGGCCCGCAUUGAUGCAUCUAGCGGAGCGACAGUCGGGGCGGGCUUUUCGCAGAUCAGCCUCUUCCAUAUCCUCAGUGCCGAGUCGGUCGACGCUGUCGAAAUCGUGGACGGGGGCCUCCUUUGACUGCACCGACCUCGAGGUGGAGGAGAAGGACAAGAAGCGCUGGACCCAGCUCAAGGCCAGCAUCGGCAAGGAACUGCACGCGCCCAUCCCCUCAGCUGUUGGACCGAGCGCAGGCAGCAUCCAGCGCCUGCGGCAGGAAGGUCGCGAGAUGCCGGCGCCUCUCGGCGAAGCGUGCUCCCCGGGACGAGAAUGAACGUGUCGCAGUUGACCAAGCGGCGGCAGGGGGAGGCCAAGGAGAAGGCAGCUCGUCCAGCGGCUGCGCCACGCAGCCUGUGGCGCCUCGUGCUGCCGUUCCUGCUGCUGGCCACGUGGCUCCAGCCAGGUCAAGGGCUGCAGGCAAGGUCGCCGCUAAGGCCAGAUAGCGCAGAGGCCUAAGCAGCUAUCGAUGAAGUUCGAGCGGCAUCGGAUGAGUCGGACAUCAACUUUGACUGGGUUAAUCGGGCGGGCGGGUGAAGAAAACGGCCGUGAAACAUA